CCUCGAGCACACGGAAGCUGUUUACCUGUACAGGCACGAUUUCAUACGGAUUGAAAGUGGGUUGACAGAUUUCUGAUUCGAGGAAAACGCGGUGGUUUGCAGCUAGCUUACCUUGGGGGAAAGUGCUCGGUUGCUGGAAAGCGUUUGUUUUUAUUGAACAGGAUGAAACAAUCAAAAAGUGCAUCGGAAUUGAUUGACUUGAGCUUUCUGUCUGCUGAGGAAGAGGCAGCCAUCCGACAAGUGCUUCUGAGAGAUGAAGAUUUAAAGCGACUGGAGAGUGGACGAGUCAGGACACUGAGGCAGUCAGUUCCUGACCUUCAAAAGCUGAAGACAUUAACAGGUGAGUGGUUUGAAGAGCUCAGGGUCAAGCGAUAUGGGCUGCAGACGGAUGUCACCGCAGUGGUACGGACCUCCAUGAGAUGGAAGAAAACAGCAGCCCAUAAAACCAACCCUUUCCUGAAUGACAUAGUAGACGAGGACAAAGAGCAUGAAAAGGAGGAGCUCAGCACACCUCCACAUCCAUUUGCUGACCCUAGAUUAAUUCAUCCGGCCCUUAGUAAAGAGACUUAUCAUCAAUAUACUGAUGAUGACUUUACGGAUGAUGAGGCUUCAUCCACUCCAAGAGUGUCUGGUAGAAAAAUAAAACUUCAAGCUGAAAUUGAUGGCAAUCAUGUCCUCAAUGGCAAUGACCCAAAACGCAAUUCAACAGAAGCACAACCCAAACAGCUCUCUGAUGACCGAAUAACAACCAUUUUCCCCUUCUCAAGAGCAGUUCAAGACACUAAACCCGAAAGAGGCCCCGCAAAACAUGCAACAAAUCGAGAGCCAAGGCGAAAAGUUUCACUCCCUCCAGCACUACAGAAAGAUCAAUCGUUUGAGGAGAACUGGGUGAAGAUUUCCCUCGAACCGAACGCAGUGAAGCCUGUGCAUGAUGAAAGCAAUAGUGUUGAACCUGAACUAAAAGAGGGAAAAGACGCUUCCACUGAUUCUGGCGAUGACGGCCCAGUCGAGAUGGGAAAGAAGAAAACGUCUAAUUUAAAGGAGCAGAAUAAAACAGCUGAUAUAAAGAAAAAAUAA
Rhinichthys klamathensis goyatoka is the source of this 1077-nucleotide messenger RNA. RefSeq names its product synaptotagmin-like protein 1. The coding region runs from base 163 to 1077 and encodes 304 amino acids. Gene Ontology annotation, molecular function: small GTPase binding; neurexin family protein binding. Gene Ontology annotation, cellular component: exocytic vesicle; plasma membrane. NCBI's taxonomy places the organism in Eukaryota, Metazoa, Chordata, Actinopteri, Cypriniformes, Leuciscidae. The transcript has 8 exons. Gene Ontology annotation, biological process: exocytosis; intracellular protein transport. The record is from RefSeq and is a predicted model, not a curated record.